UACGCGCUGUCUGCCGUCUGCCCUGUACAGUGAAAACCGGGAUUCAUCCACAAAGAGAGAAAACAUCUCCAAAGUGCCAGAUGCCAUCGAAUGUGAGCAUUUACCCACUUAAGUUGGAAACGAAGACGAACUGCAGUCAGACCCCGAUGAGGACAACAAGCAUGCAGAUGAGCUUCCCUGAGAUAGUUUCUGACAGUUUGUGCAGAGAUUCUUUGGUUAUACAAACCGAUUGUUGCAGCAGCCAUCUGGGGGUCUGGUCUCAGAGUAUCGUGGAGGUGAGGAUGCUGGAUGUGGAGGUCCUGGGCUGGUGUGGUUACAUGUGGUCUGCAGUCGUGAGGUCGGUCAGAUUUACUGCCAAAUUCUCUGAGACGCCUGUGGAGACGUAGAGAAAUGAUCAUUCAUAUCACGGGCAACAGCUCUGGUGGACAAUCCUGCAGUCAGCAUGUCAAUUGCAGGUUCCCUCAAAACCUGCAACAUCUGUGGCCUUGUGUUGUGUGAUAAAACCUGCACAUGUGACCUUUUAUUGUGACCAGCCUAAGUCACACCUGUGUAAUAAUCAUGCUGUCUAAUCAGGAUAGUGAUAUGACACCUGUGAGGUGGAUGGAUUUUCUCAGCAGAUGAGACGUGCUCACUAACACAGAUUUAGACAGAUUUGUAAACUAUAUCUGAGACAAAUUGGCCUUUUGUGUCCAUAGAAAAAGUCUUAGAUCUGCUUAUGAACAAUGGGACAAAAACAAAAGUGUUGUGUUUAUAAUUGUGUUCAGUGUAUAUACCAAGUUUACAGAUUUACUAGUAAUAAUAUGUUAAAAGUGUUGUUUUAAAGUCAAUUUGUUCCUAUAAUAAUUAGUCCAGUAUCGAUUGUUUGUUAAGGUCACAUCACUUCAGGAAUUUCUGGCCAUAAUGUGAGAUCUUUGUCUUUUUCAGUACAAGACAAUCCCAUAUUAUACAGGACAGGGACAACCCUACUCUAGAUACUAGUUAGUUAGCUGUAGUUAAACACUAACUUUACCCAUUUUAAUGUCCUCAACAUGUAGAUGUGGACUGCAGUGUCACUUUAACCAUAUUGUCUAACUGGUGUUUGUACUUUCAGUAUUUAUAACAAUGAGAAGGUUCAGUGAAAGCUUUGAGGACGAGUUUGAUCAUUUGUGUGAGUUCAUUAUGUUUUAUUUUAUUCCCUUUAGUAUCAGCUGUGAUGAACUUGGAUUAGAAAGUUGGUCACCUCUGGUCUCAGCGCUCAGAUCAGAAACCUCCAAUCUGAGAGAACUUCAUCUGACUGUGGAAACACUGGAUCUGUCUGGGAAUAAACUAGAAGACUCAGAAGUGAAGAUUCUCUGUGCUGUACUGGAGAAUCCUCACUGUAAAGUGGAGUCACUGGGGUUGUGUAGGUGUGAUGUCUCAGAUGAAGGCUGUGCUGCUCUGACUUCAGCUCUGAGAUCAAACCCCUCACACCUGAGACACCUGGAUCUGUCUGAUAAUAAACUAGGAGACUCAGGAGUGAAGAUUCUCUCUGCUGUACUGGAGAAUCCUCACUGUAAACUGGAGACACUGUGGUUGUAUAAGUGUGGUGUCUCAGAUGAAGGCUGUGCUGCUCUGACUUCAGCUCUGAGAUCAAACCCCUCACACCUGAGAGAACUGGAUCUGUCUGAUAAUAAACUAGGAGACUCAGGAGUGAAGAGUCUCUCUGCUGUACUGGAGAAUCCUCACUGUAAACUGGAGACACUGGGGUUGCGUGAGUGUGGUGUCUCAGAUGAAGGCUGUGCUGCUCUGACUUCAGCUCUGAGAUCAAACCCCUCACACCUGAGAUACCUGGAACUGUCCUAUAAUAAACUAGGAGACUCAGGAGUGAAGAAUCUCUCUGCUGUACUGGAGAAUCCUCACUGUAAACUGGAGACACUGAGGUUGUAUAAGUGUGAUGUCUCAGAUGAAGGCUGUGCUGCUCUGACUUCAGCUCUGAGAUCAAACCCCUCACACCUGAGAGAACUGUAUCUGUCCUAUAAUAAUCUAGGGGACUCAGUAAAGAAGCUGCUGUCUGAUCUUAAGGAUGAUGAACAUUACAAACUACAGACAGUGAUGUUGUAAUGAAUAUCUGUGUGUGAUGAAGACUCCAGUGUUCCUGCAUUACCAUGAUGGAGAAUAGAGAACAUGUUUAUUAACACAUCACUCAUUUAGUUCUAACACAUUAAACACACACAGAGACGUGAGAAGUGUGUGUUCAUCGUGUACAGUGAAUCAGACUAAACACAAUUCUACACUGAGUUUAUAAUGACCUCUGAUCCCUGGAUAAAAUUCCCUGGACCUCAAUCCCAUAAAAACCUGAGGGAUUAUUUGUAACAGCAGGUGAAAAGCCACAUGAACUCGAGCUGAACCCUGUUCAUUUUACUGUUUGUGUCAUUUAUUAUGUGUUUAUUAUUGUGAUAUAAUUUACACUUUUUACACAUGUAUACUUAUAGCUAUAUUACUGGGUACAUAACUAACAUUAUAUUGUAUAAAGGCACUUAAAAUGUCUUGUAGAAAUACAUCAUACAUUUAGAAGGAAUGAAUUACAUCAUAUUAUAAAAGGAUGAAUUUAAAUAAUAAAAUAAUAAAACUUCAUUUCUUUCCCUCACUGAUUAUGAUAUAAACUAUAGAGUUAAUGUGCUUCUUUUCUCUCAUUCUAUUUUCAGUGUAAGUUUUGCUCGUGUCUUGUCGUCUAUAUCCAGCUCUGUGAACUUUUAUUAAAAAAUACAAUAAAAAUAUAUUUUUAACUAUAUUUUAUUCACAACGUGCUUCUAAUGAACGUUCUGUUAUUUUGUUUAUACCUGAAUACUGAAUAAACAAUUAUUAACACA
This is a messenger RNA of Tachysurus fulvidraco (yellow catfish), 2828 nucleotides long. Its product is annotated as ribonuclease inhibitor-like. Gene Ontology annotation, molecular function: protein binding. The transcript is spliced from 7 exons. Bases 1102 to 2079 code for a protein of 325 amino acids. The record is from RefSeq and is a predicted model, not a curated record. Lineage: Eukaryota; Metazoa; Chordata; Actinopteri; Siluriformes; Bagridae.